AUGGUGCUGAGUGUGCUGCCGUGUGAGAUGGUGCUGAGUGUGGUGCCGUGUGAGAUGGUGCUGAGUGUGGUGCCGUGUGAGAUGGUGCUGAGUGUGCUGCCGUGUGAGAUGGUGCUGAGUGUGCUGCCGUGUGAGAUGGUGCUAAGUGUGCUGCCGUGUGAGAUGGUGCUGAGUGUGGUGCCGUGUGAGAUGGUGCUGAGUGUGCUGCCGUGUGAGAUGGUGCUGAGUGUGCUGCCGUGUGAGAUGGUGCUGAGUGUGCUGCCGUGUGAGAUGGUGCUGAGUGUGCUGCCGUGUGAGAUGGUGCUGAGUGUGCUGCCGUGUGAGAUGGUGCUGAGUGUGCUGCCGUGUGAGAUGGUGCUGAGUGUGGUGCCGUGUGAGAUGGUGCUGAGUGUGGUGCCGUGUGAGAUGGUGCUGAGUGUGGUGCCGUGUGAGAUGGUGCUGAGUGUGCUGCCGUGUGAGAUGGUGCUGAGUGUGCUGCCGUGUGAGUGUGGUGCUGAGUGUGCUGCCGUUGUGGUGCUGAGUGUGCUGCCGUGUGAGAUGGUGCUGAGUGUGGUGCCGUGUGAGAUGGUGCUGAGUGUGCUGCCGUGUGAGAUGGUGCUGAGUGUGGUGCCGUGUGAGAUGGUGCUGAGUGUGCUGCCGUGUGAGAUGGUGCUGAGUGUGCUGCCGUGUGAGAUGGUGCUGAGUGUGGUGCCGUGUGAGAUGGUGCUGAGUGUGGUGCCGUGUGAGAUGGUGCUGAGUGUGGUGCCGUGUGAGAUGGUGCUGAGUGUGGUGCCGUGUGAGAUGGUGCUGAGUGUGCUGCCGUGUGAGAUGGUGCUGAGUGUGCUGCCGUGUGAGUGUGGUGCUGAGUGUGCUGCCGUUGUGGUGCCGUGUGAGAUGGUGCUGAGUGUGCUGCCGUGUGAGAUGGUGCUGAGUGUGCUGCCGUGUGAGAUGGUGCUGAGUGUGGUGCCGUGUGAGAUGGUGCUGAGUGUGGUGCCGUGUGAGAUGGUGCUGAGUGUGGUGCCGUGUGAGAUGGUGCUGAGUGUGCUGCCGUGUGAGUGUGCUGCCGUUGUGCUGCCGUGUGAGAUGGUGCUGAGUGUGGUGCCGUGUGAGAUGGUGCUGAGUGUGGUGCCGUGUGAGAUGGUGCUGAGUGUGGUGCCGUGUGAGAUGGUGCUGAGUGUGCUGCCGUGUGAGAUGGUGCUGAGUGUGCUGCCGUGUGAGUGUGGUGCUGAGUGUGCUGCCGUUGUGGUGCCGUGUGAGAUGGUGCUGAGUGUGGUGCCGUGUGAGAUGGUGCUGAGUGUGCUGCCGUGUGAGUGUGCUGCCGUUGUGCUGCCGUGUGAGAUGGUGCUGAGUGUGGUGCCGUGUGAGAUGGUGCUGAGUGUGCUGCCGUGUGAGAUGGUGCUGAGUGUGGUGCCGUGUGAGAUGGUGCUGAGUGUGGUGCCGUGUGAGAUGGUGCUGAGUGUGGUGCCGUUGUGCUGCCGUGUGAGUGUGGUGCUGAGUGUGCUGCCGUGUGAGAUGGUGCUGAGUGUGCUGCCGUGUGAGAUGGUGCUGAGUGUGGUGCCGUGUGAGAUGGUGCUGAGUGUGGUGCCGUGUGAGAUGGUGCUGAGUGUGCUGCCGUGUGAGAUGGUGCUGAGUGUGCUGCCGUGUGAGAUGGUGCUGAGUGUGGUGCCGUGUGAGAUGGUGCUGAGUGUGGUGCCGUGUGAGAUGGUGCUGAGUGUGCUGCCGUGUGAGAUGGUGCUGAGUGUGCUGCCGUGUGAGAUGGUGCUGAGUGUGCUGCCGUGUGAGAUGGUGCUGAGUGUGCUGCCGUGUGAGAUGGUGCUGAGUGUGGUGCCGUGUGAGAUGGUGCUGAGUGUGGUGCCGUGUGAGAUGGUGCUGAGUGUGCUGCCGUGUGAGAUGGUGCUGAGUGUGGUGCCGUGUGAGAUGGUGCUGAGUGUGGUGCCGUGUGAGAUGGUGCUGAGUGUGCUGCCGUGUGAGAUGGUGCUGAGUGUGCUGCCGUGUGAGUGUGGUGCUGAGUGUGCUGCCGUUGUGCUGCCGUGUGAGAUGGUGCUGAGUGUGCUGCCGUGUGAGAUGGUGCUGAGUGUGCUGCCGUGUGAGAUGGUGCUGAGUGUGGUGCCGUGUGAGAUGGUGCUGAGUGUGCUGCCGUGUGAGAUGGUGCUGAGUGUGCUGCCGUGUGAGAUGGUGCUGAGUGUGCUGCCGUGUGAGAUGGUGCUGAGUGUGCUGCCGUGUGAGAUGGUGCUGAGUGUGCUGCCGUGUGAGAUGGUGCUGAGUGUGGUGCCGUGUGAGAUGGUGCUGAGUGUGGUGCCGUGUGAGAUGGUGCUGAGUGUGCUGCCGUGUGAGAUGGUGCUGCGUGUGCUGCCGUGUGAGAUGGUGCUGAGUGUGCUGCCGUGUGAGAUGGUGCUGAGUGUGGUGCCGUUGUGCUGCCGUGUGAGUGUGGUGCUGAGUGUGCUGCCGUGUGAGAUGGUGCUGAGUGUGCUGCCGUGUGAGAUGGUGCUGAGUGUGCUGCCGUGUGAGAUGGUGCUGAGUGUGCUGCCGUGUGAGAUGGUGCUGAGUGUGCUGCCGUGUGAGAUGGUGCUGAGUGUGGUGCCGUGUGAGAUGGUGCUGAGUGUGGUGCCGUGUGAGAUGGUGCUGAGUGUGCUGCCGUGUGAGAUGGUGCUGAGUGUGGUGCCGUGUGAGAUGGUGCUGAGUGUGGUGCCGUGUGAGAUGGUGCUGAGUGUGCUGCCGUGUGAGAUGGUGCUGAGUGUGCUGCCGUGUGAGUGUGGUGCUGAGUGUGCUGCCGUUGUGGUGCCGUGUGAGAUGGUGCUGAGUGUGGUGCCGUGUGAGAUGGUGCUGAGUGUGCUGCCGUGUGAGAUGGUGCUGAGUGUGCUGCCGUGUGAGUGUGGUGCUGAGUGUGCUGCCGUUGUGGUGCUGAGUGUGCUGCCGUGUGAGAUGGUGCUGAGUGUGGUGCCGUGUGAGAUGGUGCUGAGUGUGCUGCCGUGUGAGAUGGUGCUGAGUGUGGUGCCGUGUGAGAUGGUGCUGAGUGUGCUGCCGUGUGAGAUGGUGCUGAGUGUGCUGCCGUGUGAGAUGGUGCUGAGUGUGCUGCCGUGUGAGAUGGUGCUGAGUGUGCUGCCGUGUGAGAUGGUGCUGAGUGUGCUGCCGUGUGAGAUGGUGCUGAGUGUGCUGCCGUGUGAGAUGGUGCUGAGUGUGGUGCCGUGUGAGAUGGUGCUGAGUGUGGUGCCGUGUGAGAUGGUGCUGAGUGUGGUGCCGUGUGAGAUGGUGCUGAGUGUGCUGCCGUGUGAGAUGGUGCUGAGUGUGCUGCCGUGUGAGAUGGUGCUGAGUGUGGUGCCGUGUGAGAUGGUGCUGAGUGUGCUGCCGUGUGAGAUGGUGCUGAGUGUGGUGCCGUGUGAGAUGGUGCUGAGUGUGCUGCCGUGUGAGAUGGUGCUGAGUGUGGUGCCGUGUGAGAUGGUGCUGAGUGUGGUGCCGUGUGAGAUGGUGCUGAGUGUGGUGCCGUGUGAGAUGGUGCUGAGUGUGCUGCCGUGUGAGAUGGUGCUGAGUGUGCUGCCGUGUGAGAUGGUGCUGAGUGUGCUGCCGUGUGAGAUGGUGCUGAGUGUGGUGCCGUGUGAGAUGGUGCUGAGUGUGCUGCCGUGUGAGAUGGUGCUGAGUGUGCUGCCGUGUGAGAUGGUGCUGAGUGUGCUGCCGUGUGAGAUGGUGCUGAGUGUGCUGCCGUGUGAGAUGGUGCUGAGUGUGCUGCCGUGUGAGAUGGUGCUGAGUGUGGUGCCGUGUGAGAUGGUGCUGAGUGUGGUGCCGUGUGAGAUGGUGCUGAGUGUGCUGCUGUGUGAGAUGGUGCUGCGUGUGCUGCCGUGUGAGAUGGUGCUGAGUGUGCUGCCGUGUGAGAUGGUGCUGAGUGUGGUGCCGUGUGAGAUGGUGCUGAGUGUGGUGCCGUGUGAGUUGGUGCUGAGUGUGCUGCCGUGUGAGAUGGUGCUGAGUGUGCUGCCGUGUGAGUGUGGUGCUGAGUGUGCUGCCGUUGUGGUGCCGUGUGAGAUGGUGCUGAGUGUGCUGCCGUGUGAGAUGGUGCUGAGUGUGGUGCCGUGUGAGAUGGUGCUGAGUGUGGUGCCGUGUGAGAUGGUGCUGAGUGUGCUGCCGUGUGAGAUGGUGCUAAGUGUGCUGCCGUGUGAGAUGGUGCUGAGUGUGGUGCCGUGUGAGAUGGUGCUGAGUGUGCUGCCGUGUGAGAUGGUGCUGAGUGUGGUGCCGUGUGAGAUGGUGCUGAGUGUGGUGCCGUGUGAGAUGGUGCUGAGUGUGCUGCCGUGUGAGAUGGUGCUGAGUGUGCUGCCGUGUGAGUGUGGUGCUGAGUGUGCUGCCGUUGUGCUGCCGUGUGAGAUGGUGCUGAGUGUGGUGCCGUGUGAGAUGGUGCUGAGUGUGCUGCCGUGUGAGAUGGUGCUGAGUGUGCUGCCGUGUGAGAUGGUGCUGAGUGUGCUGCCGUGUGAGAUGGUGCUGAGUGUGGUGCCGUGUGAGAUGGUGCUGAGUGUGCUGCCGUGUGAGAUGGUGCUGAGUGUGCUGCCGUGUGAGAUGGUGCUGAGUGUGGUGCCGUGUGAGAUGGUGCUGAGUGUGGUGCCGUGUGAGAUGGUGCUGAGUGUGCUGCUGUGUGAGAUGGUGCUGCGUGUGCUGCCGUGUGAGAUGGUGCUGAGUGUGCUGCCGUGUGAGAUGGUGCUGAGUGUGGUGCCGUGUGAGAUGGUGCUGAGUGUGGUGCCGUGUGAGUUGGUGCUGAGUGUGCUGCCGUGUGAGAUGGUGCUGAGUGUGCUGCCGUGUGAGUGUGGUGCUGAGUGUGCUGCCGUUGUGCUGCCGUGUGAGAUGGUGCUGAGUGUGCUGCCGUGUGAGAUGGUGCUGAGUGUGGUGCCGUGUGAGAUGGUGCUGAGUGUGGUGCCGUGUGAGAUGGUGCUGAGUGUGCUGCCGUGUGAGAUGGUGCUAAGUGUGCUGCCGUGUGAGAUGGUGCUGAGUGUGGUGCCGUGUGAGAUGGUGCUGAGUGUGCUGCCGUGUGAGAUGGUGCUGAGUGUGGUGCCGUGUGAGAUGGUGCUGAGUGUGGUGCCGUGUGAGAUGGUGCUGAGUGUGCUGCCGUGUGAGAUGGUGCUGAGUGUGCUGCCGUGUGAGUGUGGUGCUGAGUGUGCUGCCGUUGUGCUGCCGUGUGAGAUGGUGCUGAGUGUGGUGCCGUGUGAGAUGGUGCUGAGUGUGCUGCCGUGUGAGAUGGUGCUGAGUGUGCUGCCGUGUGAGAUGGUGCUGAGUGUGCUGCCGUGUGAGAUGGUGCUGAGUGUGGUGCCGUGUGAGAUGGUGCUGAGUGUGCUGCCGUGUGAGAUGGUGCUGAGUGUGCUGCCGUGUGAGAUGGUGCUGAGUGUGGUGCCGUGUCAAGGGAGCCAUGAAGGCACAACAUGA
This is a messenger RNA of Closterium sp. Naga37s-1, 5376 nucleotides long. The record is from the annotation of a GenBank genome assembly. Lineage: Eukaryota; Viridiplantae; Streptophyta; Zygnematophyceae; Desmidiales; Closteriaceae.